Messenger RNA from Plasmodium gallinaceum, 609 nucleotides. Its product is annotated as RNA-binding protein, putative. NCBI's taxonomy places the organism in Eukaryota, Apicomplexa, Aconoidasida, Haemosporida, Plasmodiidae. The transcript has 6 exons. The record is from RefSeq and is a predicted model, not a curated record. Bases 1 to 609 code for a protein of 202 amino acids. Gene Ontology annotation, molecular function: RNA binding.
AUGGAACAAAUAAAUAUAGAUCAAAUGAACCCUGAAAAGGGUAAAAAUGAUGGAGGAAAUUUUAAAGUUCAAGUUGAUGAUAUUAAUAAUAUUGAUAAAGAAUUUAGUGAUCUACAGAAAUUAAAAAUGAUGAAUGAAGGUGCUGAAAUGCAGAUGAACCAAAACUCAACUCUUGACUCACAUGAAAUGGAACAAGAAGAAAUAAACAACAGAUCAAUUUUUGUUGGAAAUGUUGAUUAUUCAACACAACCUGAAGAACUACAAUCAUUAUUUUCAGAAUGUGGUUUAAUAAAUAGAGUAACAAUUUUAGUAAAUAAAAAUACUGGUCAUUCUAAAGGAUAUGCAUACAUUGAAUUUGCUGAUGCAUCUUCUGUUCGAACCGCUUUAUCUUUAUCUGAAUCAUUUUUCAAAAAAAGACAAAUUAAGGUUUGUAGUAAGAGAAGAAAUAUACCAGGAUUUAACCGCCCUAAAAUUAAUGCAUAUAGAGGUCGAGCAAUGAAAACUACUUUAAAUACAAGAGGAAGACUUAGACAACCUACAUUUAGACCCUUUUAUAGAGGAAGAGGCGUUUAUAAAAAAAUUAUUACAAAUCCAUAUGAAAGGACCUAA